This is a messenger RNA of Paramuricea clavata, 860 nucleotides long. The record is from the annotation of a GenBank genome assembly. NCBI's taxonomy places the organism in Eukaryota, Metazoa, Cnidaria, Anthozoa, Malacalcyonacea, Plexauridae.
AUGGAGGAAUUGUUUGAUGAUAUAGAAGGAUUUGAGGUAAUUGCUGAUGAUAUAAUGGUCUGGGGAAGAGACGAAUAAGAGCAUGAUCAACGUUUGAAGAAUGUCCUCGAUCGAGCGUGUGAUGUUCAGCUGAAAUUAAAUAAGGCGAAAUGCAAGAUACGUGUUAGAGAGGUGUCUUAUAUUGGACAUACUUUUACGUCAGAAGGAAUCAAGCCAGACAAAGAAAAAAUCCAAGCCAUUUUACUGAUGCCUGAGCCAUGUACCAAACAAGAGCUGCAGCGGCAAUGGAAUACUGAGCACCAAAGAGUUUACGAAAUGUUGAAGAAAGACUGCAGCAAAAAAAUGAAAAAUUCCACCAGUUUAUUUAUGGAAAGAACGUAAAAGUUGAGACAGAUCACAAGCCUUUGGUCAGUAUUUUCAAGAAGUCGCUGGAUGACAGUCCCAUGAGAUUGCAAAGAAUGCUUCGGUUGCAACAGUAUGAUUUGCAAGUCCUCUAUAAGAAAGGCACUGGAUUAUACGCGGCUGAUACCUUAGGCAGAGCAUAUCAAGAAAUUGGUGCAGACGACUCUCUUGAAGAGAGUCUAGAAAUUCACAUGGUAUUGCCUAUUUCUGCCCCGAAGUUGAAAGAAUUACAAGAGGAGACGCGAAAAGAUUCUGGCACGGAAAAAUUACGACAUGCUGUCCUUAAUGGCUUGCCAGAACGCAAGUCGCAUUUGUCUCAAUCGAUUCAGAGCUAUUGGGACUACAGAGAAGAUCUCACGAUCCAUGAUGAACUUAUCUUCAAACGCAAUAAAGUAGUUAUUCCAGCAGCAUUACGGAACGAAAUGCUGAAAGCCGUGCACCAACCUCAUCUGGAGUAG